Molecule: messenger RNA, 753 nt
Organism: Hemisphaericaspora subhashii
Lineage: Eukaryota; Fungi; Ascomycota; Pichiomycetes; Serinales; Debaryomycetaceae
Exons: 1
Coding region: 1-753 (250 amino acids)
Biological process (GO): spliceosomal complex assembly
Cellular component (GO): U2-type prespliceosome; U2 snRNP; catalytic step 2 spliceosome
Molecular function (GO): zinc ion binding; nucleic acid binding
Source: RefSeq, a predicted model, not a curated record
AUGGAUUAUUCAGAUAGAGUUAAUGCCAAGAAAGGAGCAGGUGCUAUUGCAGGUACAGAAGAAACCAACGUCCAUACCAAAAAGAGAAUUCAAGAUUUAUUAGCAACUCAUGUACUUGAUUUAGAUAAUGAUCCAUAUGUAUUUAGAAAUCAUUUAGGAUUUCUUGAAUGUAAAUUAUGUUUAACUACUCAUGUAAGUGAAUCAUCUUAUAUAUCACAUCUAGGUGGCCGUAAGCAUCAAUUAAAUUUAGAAAGAAGAAGAAUAUUGGAUGAGAAAUAUAAUCAAAGAAAUCUUCAUCAAUUACAAGAUAAAAUAUCGUCAUUAACAAGUAUCAAUAAUGUUGAAAAGAGAAGUUGGAAAAAGAUUGGGAAACCUCAAUUUAAAUUAACGAAGAUUCGAGAUCCUGAUAGUUUAAAAGUAGGAUUAUUAAUCAACGUAAAAUUACCAAAAAUUGGAGUUGAAGAACCAUUCUUUAGAAUCAUGUCAUAUUAUGAAUUAACUUCCAAGAAUCAAAUAACUUGUAUGAAUUUCAUUGAAAAGGUGAAACAGGCAGAAGAAGAUGACGAAGAGUUAGAAGCUAAUGAUUAUCAAUACUUAGUGGUGUCAGCAGAACCAUAUGAUAAUAUUGCCGUGGUAAUACCCAAUACUAAAGAAAUAGAUAAACCACAAGAUAAUACUUCAAUGUCAGAUACUUAUUGGUGGUAUUGGGAUCGAGAUACAAAAGAACUCUUUAUACAAUUUAUGUAUAAGUAG